Danio aesculapii is the source of this 2326-nucleotide messenger RNA. RefSeq lists its product as uncharacterized. The coding region runs from base 8 to 2326 and encodes 772 amino acids. The transcript is spliced from 6 exons. The record is from RefSeq and is a predicted model, not a curated record. Lineage: Eukaryota; Metazoa; Chordata; Actinopteri; Cypriniformes; Danionidae.
AUGAAAGAUGGAGAACUACCCGUACGAUGUGUAUUUUGAGGCCAGUAAUCUCUCUGAUGCGGCACUUGAACGCAUAAAAAGAUACUUCGAAGUAAGAAGUCGAUCUGGAGGAGGAGAGUGUGUGACCAGCAAAGUGGAUAAAGACAUCUACAAGAUCAGCUUUGUAAAUCAAAAUGCCCAAGAAAGAGUGCUAAAGCGGAAGGAUCAUGUCAUAAAAAUAAAUAAAGAAGAAGAAAUCCGUGUUUCAGUAAGAUGUGAAAAAGAUGUUGAAUGCAGCAAACAACCAAACGCAUCUGAUAAUCAGAAGGUGUUUAAACUGGACCAAUAUCUUCUACGAUACCUCAGUGACUGUAAAAAGCCAUAUUCAGACUUGGAGAAACUCCUCUCUGCUCUUUCCAGCACCUUUGAGAUCAACAUUGAGACUGAAGAGUUAGUGGUGCUGAGGGACCCGGCAGCUGAAGAGAUUUGUCCAUUAAAGGAAUGGGAACUUGGUGUGGACCAAGUGGUUGAGAGCCUAAAGUUUCACAAUAUUGUACGUUUUGAGGUUGAAAAAGACAAAUGUGUGCUUCUGGAAAAAAACAGUUGCAAUCAAAAUGAGGACUUCAGAUUUUAUUUUGAACAAGGAACUAGUAUGACUGUGGUGGUCGGAGAACGAAAUCAAGUGGAAAAGAUUUUAAAAUCUGCAAGCAACAUGCAGAAACAACAGGAGGUCCAACAAGAGUGUCGCAUGUCUGAGAAACGAUUUGCCCUUAUUAAAGAGCAGUUUGAGUCAUACCUAAACUCUGAUUUACCUGCACUUCAGAUUGCACAGGAACAAGCAGGUGUAAUCCUUUUAAAGGGUCUAGAAAAAGAUGUUCAAGAAGCUGAACAGAAGCUUACAAAAUUGGCACAAGGAAUCCAAGAGAAGAGGAUCCCAUCCUAUUAUGCUCUUAUGAACUUCUUGGAUUCAAGUGAUGGUAUAAAACACUUCCAGAGAAGAUUUCAGCAGAGCCUCUGCAGCCCAGUAAUGCUCGAGACUUCAGGGUCAGAUCUGCUUCUGUUAAGUUUGUCUGAGGAAGCUCUUCAGGAGGCGGCCACUGCCAUUCAGAGAGACCUGAGUUUGGAGAUUAUACACUUAGAUAACACUCAAGAGUCAUCUGCGUUAACUACGCUAAAGGAAGAGUUGAGUAAAGCGGUCAAGCAGGCCAAUCAGGAAAGUGUAAAAGUGGAGCUCAAAUACCAGAAUGAGUCAAGUUCUGAUCCCAAAGUGCAACUGGUCGGCUUCACUACUGAAGUUAAUGAGCUAAAGCACAUGUUACUUGAAUAUAAAAGAAACCAUCAGAUACAUGAAGUCCGCCUGGCACUUCAAUACCCAGAGAUGGCAAAGCAUUUCUCUGAGAUCUUGUUGCUGGCUGGUGUGAAAGAGUGCAGUGUGGAAAUAAAGCCAACAUGUUUGUCUUCCCCAUGCGUCCACCUUACAGGACCUCGCUGUGAAGUUGAGAGUUUAAAGGAAACCCUUGUGUCAUAUCUUCAGAGUCUUGUCUCUAGACAGUUUGAGGUGAAAGGACCUGGAGUUCAGCAGUUUUUUCAAGGUGAUGGCGCACAGACUUUGAAAUUUGUGAAAAGUUCUUGUAUGGUUGGGAUUCUGCCUAUUGAUGAUGAGCAACCAACAUAUCAAGUGCCCAUAUAUUCAACCUGGUUGAGUUUUCCAGGCUCAGCAUCUGCUCCAUCAACACAUCAGUCUCCAGUCUAUGAGACUAUAGUUCACAUUAAAGUUGCGGUUGGAAGCCUUGAGCAACAACAGGCUGAUGUGUUUGUUGUGCCAAUGGUGCAAACAAACAUGACCUCAACAUUGAUUGGAUCAUCACUGUUGAAUAAAGCAGGACAGCAGCUUCGAAUUAACUUCAACACCGCAAAGGGUCAAUGUACUCUUACACCUGGAGACGUGCUCAUAGUGGAUGCCACACCAGGAUUGGGCUGCUCAAAGGUGUUCUUCAUCGAAUGUGCACCAAAGGGGAAAAAGCAAGAAAGCGAAAAAGCACUUCGCUGUGGACUUGGCCAAGUUUUUACACUUUGUGAGCAGAAUUCUUGGGCUUCAGUUGUGGUUCCAGUAAUUGGACCUGGAAUAGUAUUGUCUUUACCAGUCAAAGAUUCUGUUAAUAUCCUUACUCAGGAGAUCUGUACAUUUUUAUCUCAGCCCACUGCUUUCCUGCACACCAUCUAUAUCCCAAUAAUGCCUAAUUACUCCCAUUCUGAAGAGAUGUUUCGGGCAGUCAUUGGGAAUCUGAGUGCAGAAAUGGUGGACAAAACAGGACAAGGCAAGAGAUUUAAUAAUUUAAGCAAUUAG